Populus nigra (black poplar) is the source of this 2026-nucleotide messenger RNA. Its product is annotated as UPF0496 protein At4g34320-like. The coding region runs from base 664 to 1788 and encodes 374 amino acids. NCBI's taxonomy places the organism in Eukaryota, Viridiplantae, Streptophyta, Magnoliopsida, Malpighiales, Salicaceae. The transcript has 2 exons. The record is from RefSeq and is a predicted model, not a curated record.
CUUCGGUAACCGUUGCUUUGCGCGUGAAAACUGUAAAGAGCUUAGCAAGAAGAGAUAAAGCUGGAGAGAACAUUGCUUCCCGCGUUUUCCAUGACCCAAUUUCUUAUAAUGCCAUGCGUGCAAGCUAUGCUACAAUCUUUCAGAGCUAUAAUCCACCACAAUAUACACCGCUAGCUUAGCCACCCCUCUUCCUUAUUUCUUGGUCCUUGAUGGUUUUAAUUCUCUUUAAGCUUCUUCAUUCUUCAAUCACCUCUACUUCUCUUUAAGCUAAUUUAGUUUUCUUCUCUUUUGCUUUUUGUUAUUAGUUUGCUUGCUUAAAAAGAAAAACCCAUUACCUUUUUGUCAAAUUAAUAACUGGCCCCUCUUGAUUCAAAGAUAUUCUACUUUGAUUUGUCGACAAAGGGUUCAAAGGCUUAAAUUAACUUGUAGUUCUUUCUUAUCUGGUUUUUGUUUUACUUGGUCAGUUUCAGAGCCUUGAGAAUCUAGCUCUCUUUAAGAAGUUUGUAGUGGUCUAUUAUACUUUUUAGUCGACUUUGAUUAUCUAUGGUUGUAUAAAGCUUGCAACUCUUUGUUGGUAAUUUGGUGGCAAGUCUUUGUUUCUCUAUAUAUAAUAACUUUGCUGGGGUGGGAUCUUCUCUUUGCAGAGAGAUUUGAAUUGAGGCUAUGGGAGGUCAUGUGAGCAAGAGGCCAGCUGAAGCAUCAUCUUCUUCUAUCAAUCUCAACAACAAUUUACAAUACACGACUGGAUUGAGCUCUUACGAGGCUGCUUGCCUGCUUGACAAGGACUUGCAGUCCUUUGACACCACCCUCCAAGCUCGGACCAAUCAUGUCAUCAAUACUCUUGCUGUCGGUGUUGAGGUCCGUGCACUUUCUUUUGAUUCCUUGAAGGAAGUCACAGAAUGCUUGUUGGAGAUGAACCAAGAGGUUGUUAAGGUUAUCUUGGAGUGCAAGAGAGACAUAUGGAAGAAUCAAGAAUUGUUUGAGCUUGUUGAGGAGUAUUUUGAGAAUAGCUUGCAAACUCUAGAUUUCUGCGCUGCAUUGGAGAAGGGCCUAAAGCGUGCCCGCGAUAGUCAAUUGCUGAUUCUUGUCGCGCUUCAACAAUUCGAAGAGGAAAGUGAGGCAGGAGGGAGUAAGUAUGUGAAGACCUUGGAGGAACUGAAGAGUUUCAAGGCAGCAGGUGAUCCUUUCACGGAGGAAUUCUUUCAAAUCUUUCAAUCUGUGUACAGGCAGCAGAUAACGAUGCUUGAGAAGCUACAACUUAGGAAGAAUAAGCUUGACAAGAAGCUCAAGUGCAUUCAUGCUUGGAGGAAGGUUUCAAGUAUAAUAUUUGUAGCUACUUUUGCUACUGUAUUGAUUUGCUCAGUUGUUGCUGCAGCCAUGGCUGCCCCUCCUGUUGCUGCUGCUCUUGCUGCAGCAUCAUCAAUCCCAUUAGGCUCAAUGGGGAAGUGGAUUGAUUCUAUGUGGAAGAAUUAUGAAAAUGCAUUGAAGGGACAGAAGGAGGUGAUUAGCACAAUGCAAGUUGGUACUUAUGUGGCCAUAAAGGACCUUGACACCAUUCGGGUUCUAAUUAAUCGCCUGGAGAUUGAGAUUGAAGCGCUAAUGCAAACAACUGACUUUGCACUUGAGCAUGAUGCUGUGAAGCUUGCAAUAGAGGAGAUCAAGAAGAAGCUGGGGGUGUUCAUGAAGAAUGUCGAGGAUUUGGGAGUACAGGCUGAUACAUGCAGCCGUGAUAUCAGGAGGGCUCGGACUGUGGUUCUGCAACGGAUCAUUAAAAAUCCCCAAAACUAGAAGGAUAAUGAUUCUUGAUACUUUCAACUGGAUAGUUGUUGAUAUUCUGAGAUAUAUCUGAUUCUUAAUUGUGUUCUGUGAUAAUUAUAAAAUACCCAUUUUCUAGUUUGUAUGAUUGAUUAUUGCGAUUUCAUUAAUGUUCUCAAGUAAUAACUUGACUGCCAUUGAUGUUUAGGCAGCAACAUUUUAUUAGUUUCCGUUCUGGCAAAUAUUAGUUCAUGUUCAUUAAUUAUUUUCA